AUGACCAAGAAGAAGCGUCAUCAUCCCGACGUCGAAGAAGUCCUCGCGCGACCGUGGUGCUACUACUGCGAGCGCGAUUUCGACGACCUGAAGAUACUCAUCAAUCACCAAAAGGCAAAACACUUCAAAUGUGAAAGAUGCGGCCGACGCCUGAAUACCGCAGGAGGGUUGAGUGUUCACAUGAGUCAGGUCCACAAGGAGAACCUCACUGCCGUCGACAAUGCUCUUCCCAACCGCGUGGGUCUCGAUAUAGAGAUUUUUGGCAUGGAGGGAAUUCCUGAAGAUAUUGUUCAACAACACAACCAACGCGUCUUGACUAACUUCCACCAAGCCCAAGCUGAAAGACAGGCAGCGACCGGCAACAAUGCGCAGAGUGGUCAGCUACCAAGCGCUCCCAAGAAACCCAAGGUUGAGCAGAUUUCCGACAUCAAGGCACGGUUGGCCGCGCAUAAAGCUGCAAAGCUGGCGGCUGAGAAUGGCGAGGGAGGAUCUAGUGGUGGCAACACCCCAAAGACUCCUGCCGCUGCUCAACUUGCUCAACCGCAAGCGAAUCCGGCCGCACCUCCCACCUAUCCCGCAUAUCAACAGUCGUACGCCGUGCCACCCACCAACGGUUCGUACAGUCAACCCCCAUCUUUCCCGCAGCCACCUGCUCCUGCUUCUACUCCCUAUCAGCCACCGCCUGUCUAUCCUACCAUAGCUUCGCCGCCUGCAGUUGGAGCCUAUGGUCAAACGCCGACACCACAACCUGGACAGCCGGGGUACACCCAGCCGUAUGGCCAACAGCCAUAUGCACCACCACCAACAGCGCCUUUCCACCAACAAUCGCCGCCGGUCGGGUAUCCCCCACAACCAAGCUUUUCACCGCCUCAGUAUCAACCACAGUAUCCAGGUCAGUCGUUCCCGGGGCAGCCGACUGCGCUCGCUCGUCCACCUUAUGCUGGCUCUCCAGCUCCCGGGUUUCCACAACCACAUCCGCCUCUCGUACAGCCCUCGCUUUCUCCUGCUACAAACGGUAAUUUUCCUGCACCAGUACGUACUGGCAGUGUAAGUCUACCUUCUGCUCCAGGACUGCCACAGAGACCAGCGUUUGGUGCUCCACCAGUCAAUGCUUUUCAAUUCCAGCAAAUGCAUCAAGGUCAGCUCCCUGCUUCGCAAUCACAUAACGUUGUGCCGCAGUACGCGCCAGGCCAAGCUGCAUCAAGUACAGCUGCAGCACCACCUCCACAGCUCCCCACCGCCGCCACCGAAGCCGCUUCUUCUCUCGACGACCUGAUUGCGAGUGCCUCGAAGCAAGCAGACGCUGACGCUGCGGCUGCGGCUGCCUCCGCCAAGACUGCUACGCCACCAGCCACGGCUCCUACUGCGACGGAGCCCGUGGAAGAUAAAGCAGGACUCAAGAAAGAGAAGGAGAAGGAGAAACCAAAAUCAACCAGGUUGGUCUAUUCCGAUAACGAGACAAGUCCUGAAGAGAGGAUGGCCAAGUUGGCCAAGUACGCAUUUACUCCUGCACAGAAGACAAUUGUUGUGUAG
Molecule: messenger RNA, 1533 nt
Organism: Cladophialophora carrionii CBS 160.54
Lineage: Eukaryota; Fungi; Ascomycota; Eurotiomycetes; Chaetothyriales; Herpotrichiellaceae
Exons: 2
Coding region: 1-1533 (510 amino acids)
Cellular component (GO): nucleus
Molecular function (GO): DNA binding
Source: RefSeq, a predicted model, not a curated record